Messenger RNA from Aphanomyces astaci, 1583 nucleotides. RefSeq lists its product as hypothetical. The transcript is spliced from 12 exons. The record is from RefSeq and is a predicted model, not a curated record. Lineage: Eukaryota; Oomycota; Saprolegniomycetes; Saprolegniales; Verrucalvaceae. The coding region runs from base 12 to 1403 and encodes 463 amino acids.
CCAAAACCUAAAUGGACGAGCAAGAGUGCACUCGCGCCGCCGUGCUUCUGUCCGUGUCGUUCCUGUUAAUCUUCACAUCAUACAAUGGCAUCGAAAAUCUGGAGACGUCCAUCAUCCGAGGCGAAUGCAUCGGAUGCGUCCAUGGAAGUCCGACCGGCAUAUGCCAGUCGGGUGAUGUUUGCCAAGACAAAGUCAAGUAUUCUUGCGACGACGCUUGCGAGCUUCCAUUUAAAGAAUGCACAUCAUCCCUUGGCAGUACCAUUCUCGGCGUGAUCUACUUGACCUUCAUGUUGAGUGCUUUUUUGGGCCCGCUUCUUCCAAACUAUUUCGGCCCGAAAAAGAGUAUGGUCGGUGGCUCCAUUGCUUACGGAUUGUUUGCCUUUGCAAAUUUGGCGGUCGCGUCUUCUCCGUCCAAUGUUUCGUUGCACUGGUGGGUCAUGCUCCCCGUUGCGCUGCUACUGGGGGCGUCAGCGUCAGUGAUGUGGAUUGCGCAGUCCAGCUACUUGACGCAGGUGAGCGUCGUUUACGCGACGAUCAAGCACGAACCUGCUGUGAGUUCCAUGGGCAAGUUCAACGGCCUCUUCUUUGCCAUUUACAAAUCCAGUCGCGUGACGGGCAACCUCAUUUCGUCCGUCGUGUUGGACUACCUUGCUUGGUCCACUACCACGUUGUUUAUGGUGUUCACGUGCAUUGGGCUCUGUGGCACGGCGUUGCUGUGCUUCUUGCCCACCGUGGGAGCUGCGCCAUCUCGUGACAUGCCUCUUCAUCCACCAACCCGAGUCUCGUUCAAAGCCCUCAAAGCCAUGGCCCUGGACAAGAGGAUGCUCGCCCUCGCGCCCGUGUUUAUCUUGAACGGGCUGCAACAAGGCUACGCCACCUCCGAGUUCACGUCCAAUUUUAUCCGGCCGUCCCUCGGCAGUUCCUCCAUCGGAUACGUCAUGGCAGUGUUUGGGGUCGUCAACGUUGUGGGCUCGUACACGUUUGGAAAAGUCGCAGACAGAGUUGACCCUGUGACGGGGCAUGCGGUGGGAUACAGUGCGUUGGUUGUUGCCUACGUGCUUAGCAUCGUCACGACCGUGUCCAAAUGCGACGACCAGUGGGCGUUGGUUGUGGGCAUUGCCGUGUUGCUCAGUGUGGGCGAUGCAAGCUCGACUACCCUGGCCAAAGUUGUGCUGGGCCAAGAGUUCCCAUCGGACGCAGUGAAUGCGUUCUCCAUAUUCACCAUUUACCAGUCGGGAACUGUGAGCGCUUCGUUUUUCCUGCUCAAGUACUUGAGUUUCCACACACGCGUCGUCGUGCUCAUCGGCUCGACGGUGGUGGCGACCAUUGCGUAUUUCGUUUACACGGUGCGGUUCCGCCGUGUUGCUAGGGCAGGGGCCCUUCACGACGUGCUGGAAAGUUAACUAUGGUAGCAUGACAAGCAGGGCGGCGUGAACUGCCGUAUCUUGGAUCACCGAGGGGUCGUAAGUUAGUACUAGUACUAGUAGUUACUUUCGGGGAGGAUUACAAUGUACUGUAAUCCUACUAGUAUCGGUCAUUAACAUGCCAAGGUGCGCUGAGCACACCCUAGCCAUGCUACAGCG